Carica papaya (papaya) is the source of this 1435-nucleotide messenger RNA. RefSeq names its product NAD+ transporter 1 (gene NDT1). Gene Ontology annotation, biological process: transmembrane transport; nucleotide transport. NCBI's taxonomy places the organism in Eukaryota, Viridiplantae, Streptophyta, Magnoliopsida, Brassicales, Caricaceae. The record is from RefSeq and is a predicted model, not a curated record.
GGAAAAAAGAAAGAGUCUCCAAUCCUUUUACUUGUAGGAUAUGAAUAUCCCCCUUCGAAUCUAAUGGCGAUUUCUGGUUUCACUCGAUCUCAUCGACCACCACCUGUAAACAACUCGUAUCGAUCUAGGAUUUCCGAUGCGUCGUUGAAGCGUUUAUACAAACCCUAACUCGACGGCUCUAACUCGGUCUUCCACUUUGACACGCAAUCACGCACAUAUAACCUCCAGGAGCUAUACCUUCUGGCCAUGCGACUCUGGUUCUCUGCGAUAUCCCUCUCGAGAGAGGAUUCUUUGGAUUUGGCUAAAUUCUUGAUUUGUUUCCGGCUACUUGAUAAGGUUUCUAAAAAUGUCCAACGAUUCUCAUGCCCCUAAUUCCAAGGUUCUCCUCUGCAAUGCUGGCGCUGGCGCUGCCGCCGGAGUUAUUGCUGCUACGUUUGUGUGUCCUUUAGAUGUGAUAAAGACACGGUUUCAGGUUCACGGGCUUCCAAACCUUGACGCUCAGAAUAUAAAAGGUAGUUUUAUUGUUGGUAGUUUGAAACAAAUAUUCCAGAAAGAGGGGCUACGUGGUCUGUACCGUGGACUCUCUCCCACAGUACUGGCAUUACUUCCGAAUUGGGCGGUUUACUUCACAAUAUAUGACCAGCUCAAGAGCUUACUUGGUUCAGAUGAUGAAAAUCAUCAUCUUUCAAUAGGUGCCAAUAUGCUAGCUGCUUCUGGUGCUGGAGCUGCAACCACCAUUGCAACAAAUCCUCUUUGGGUUGUGAAAACAAGACUCCAGACUCAAGGGAUGAGAGUAGGUAUAGUGCCAUAUAGGAGUACUUUGUCUGCUCUGAGGAGAAUAGCUCACGAGGAGGGCAUUCGCGGAUUGUAUAGUGGUCUUGUUCCUGCUUUGGUUGGUAUCAGUCAUGUGGCCAUUCAGUUUCCGAUGUAUGAGACAGUUAAAUCCUAUUUGGCCAAUCAAGAUAAUGUUAAAAUGGAUAAACUCCGUGCAACUGAUGUUGCUGUUGCAUCAUCCGUGGCUAAAAUAUUUGCCUCAACAUUGACUUAUCCUCAUGAGGUUGUACGAUCAAGGCUUCAAGAGCAAGGGCACCAUUCAGAGAAGCGCUAUUCUGGAAUGAUUGAUUGCAUUAGAAAAGUAUUUCGUCAAGACGGACUCCCUGGCUUUUAUCGUGGGUGUGCAACCAACCUUUUCAGGACCACCCCAGCAGCCGUUAUCACAUUUACCAGCUUUGAGAUGAUUCACCGAUUUCUUGUAGAGCUUUUCCCACCUGACCCACAUCCUCACACAUUGUGAAGAUGGUCAUGUAUAAAUCAAGGAUGCAGCAUUGCGAUGUAUUUUCCCUCAGUGACACCCCAAACAAGGGCAAACACAUUGUUUUAGUGAUGAUAGAGAGAGCAAACUAAUGUUGCAUGCUGUAGUUUCUGGGAGUAGCAA